This is a messenger RNA of Corvus hawaiiensis (hawaiian crow), 5056 nucleotides long. It is a transcript of the gene GGT1, whose product is annotated as gamma-glutamyltransferase 1. Gene Ontology annotation, cellular component: plasma membrane. NCBI's taxonomy places the organism in Eukaryota, Metazoa, Chordata, Aves, Passeriformes, Corvidae. Gene Ontology annotation, biological process: regulation of immune system process; peptide modification; glutathione catabolic process. Gene Ontology annotation, molecular function: glutathione gamma-glutamate hydrolase. The record is from RefSeq and is a predicted model, not a curated record. The transcript has 13 exons. Bases 2636 to 4366 code for a protein of 576 amino acids.
GGGAGCAGUGCCUAGGUCUGAAUUUGGAAGCCUCUUUGAGCUUCUUCAUGGCUUUGCUGAACCGCUGCUUUAGUUCCCUUAUCACUGGUGGAGUUGAAGACUGUGUAAGGCUUCAAUUAAAAUAUCUCGUGAUGGAACUUCAUUGUUUGUCACAUAAUGUGAGAGCAUCGCCUGUGUCCUGUGACGAGAGUCGAGAUGUCCAAACUAUCCUUGCGUAUCUUGUGCUGCCUGGGGAAAGUAAUAUGGGUGGAUAUCUCAAAGCUAAUGGUCCAGUAGUCGCUACUGCAACUGGGAGUACUCUCAGGAGCAGGUGCUGAGGUAUGAAGCUGUUGCAAGAUGGGUUUAAAGCAGAAACCUGUUGGGUUAAAGUUUGUGGUUAAAGUUUUGUGUGUCGUCAGUGGAUGCUUCAUUUACUACUUCAUUUGGGAACAAAGCAGUGCCUGACCAUGCCUGGAGUCCUUUGUCAUCCUCUGGUAUCCCACUGUUCUCUCCCCACUGAUUUCUGGCUGGUACAUCUCCUCCUUCUCCUCUUCCAACUCUCCCAGCACUUUCCCUGGCCAUGGCAGAUUCCUCCUCUCUACAGAAUGCCCCAGCCCUCUUGGCAGAGACUUGACACUAACUAGCAACCCCCUGUUGUACUGAGGUUCUUUUAAUUAAAACCCAGUGUCACGUUUAAAUAAGGUUGUGCAUGUUGUGACACAUCUGAAUACAGCUCAAUGGGGCUGCUUGUACAAGCAUAACUCUGCUACUUGCUGGUCCUCCCCCUCUCCUGAUGUAAAUUAAGGCAAUCAGGCUACUUUUUAAAUUCCAUGGCUAAGACUGGCUGUUGGACCUUUGUAACAGUGAGAAAUAAUUGUAUUGCUUUUAAUUGCUUUACAUCUCCUCUCUCCUGGAGACCUAUUGCUGCUGCCAAAGCACUCUGUGACUGAAGCCAAGCUUCCAAACAGCUGGAUUUGGCAGAGAUGUGGAGGUUAAAGCCAGCCUAAGCAGACAAUAGCUGGGGAGCCUGUUCAGGUGGUGGCCUGCAGCUGCUGCUCCACUCCCAAUAAUAAAUCAUAAUGGGGACUCAAGUCAAAGCCAAGGUUCAAACAGACCAUUGGUCCAAAAACUCAGCUGUUUCUGCAGAGUGCCUGCCCACGGCACAAAGAGUAUGCAGAGGUGGGUUAGACAGUGGAUAUCUGCAGGCUCCUGGUCCAUCUCCUGAUUUCUGUGCAUCAAACCAAAUGCACAUUUGGCCCUGCUGUGCUACAACUGGGAAGGCAGUGAGGGCUGUGCUUCCCUCUAGGGUCAGGCCUGAGAUGAGCUAAGGAGUUUAUGGGAGUUGAGCUGGCAGCAAAGGUGGAGAGGAUUAUUGUCAGCUGGGUUUGCUCUCUCUAUUGCUGAAGAAGAGAAAGCUGCAGGGUCUUGAACUCAUACAUCUGCUGCUUUCUGAUCAGGAUCAGUCUGACAGAUUGCACAGAUACACCUUCAUUAAGGUCAUUCACUUGGCAGUGCCCAGCAGUCAGUAUCUCUGCAUGGCAGCCUGUGUGUGUUCCUGCUCAGUGGUGCAUGUCUUAUCCUCAUGCCUGGCAGGCCAGGAGCUGUGCCUGAGUCAUAUGAAGUUGGUUGGAGGGCCCUUUCCAAGGUCUGUGUACUCACCAGGCAGCAGGACACAGCAUGGAGCUCUUGUGAGUCUAGGGGAUGCUCACAGAUGUGAUCCCAUUCCAGAGAGGAGGUGAAAGGUGAGAGCAGAGGUAGUACCUGAAAUUUCCCCUUCUCUCCUGCUGUUAGAGUAACUUGCCUGAUGAGGCUCUGCAGGAGCCCAGCAGUGAGAGACCCAGCUGUGGAAAAGAGCUGCAGAGUCCCAGCCAGAAGCCCACGGGUUAACACAGCACUGCGGGGCUUGAGUCAGCCCAGGCUCUAAGGACAGCCCAGCACAGAGCAGCCUUCAGACCAAACAAAGUACCUUCUGCCGAGCUGGGGCACAGAUAAAAGAUCCCAUGGCAUUUCUUGUGAAGCCUGGAGGAGACUGCCAGUGCUGAAGCUGAAAUCUCUCUGCCAACAAACAAAACUGUCUUUAAACUCUGAGGCUGUGUGUGAGCUAUUGUCGGGGACAUAAUGGCUUCUCUGUUUCCCUGCACAGUCAUUGCUCUGCAAACACACCACUGGUCUCUUUUAAAGGUAGUUGAGUGUAAAUUAAGUUCUCGAACCUGGAAAGAAUUUUCAUCCAUUUACUACCCUUGGCUGACAUUUGUUUAGAGAGCAGCACAUACAGUAGAUUUACACUCUGGUUUGAGCUGCUUUACCUGGAUCAAGAUGGGCAUCUCUAGUGCUCAGACUGAAACUCACAGAUACAGGGCUUGGAUAGCAAAUGUGUAUCUCCUGGUUUAAGCUGGGAGGUGAGGCUGGGGGGGCCCUGCUUGCUAAUCACCCCGCUCUGAGAAAAGUUUUGGUUUGGCUGGCCUGGCCUGUUUCCUCUAGUUAGCUCAGUGCUGGCACACUCACUGCUGCCUAAUCCUGUGUGUGUGGCUGCUGCAAGGCACUGAGUGCUGCUCUGGCUGUUGGAGUUCACUCUGCCUUGGGCAGCUGGGCAUACACAGUGGGAUAGGUGCAUCCAUUCUUCACCACAAUUCCAUGGACUGGCUUUUCUCUGAGGAUGGCAGAUGCUUCAGUAAGGAAGAUGAAGACGCGCUGUUUGGUGGUCACAGUGGUGACCGUAGCCCUGCUGGGGCUCAUCUUGUUCCUGGGACUCUUCUUCGGGCUGCGCUCAGGCUCGGGGGACGCACACACGUACAAGAGGGCGGCUGUGGCCACUGAUGCAGGGCAGUGCUCCAUCAUUGGAAGGGACAUCCUCAAGCAAGGAGGAUCAGCGGUGGAUGCUGCGAUUGCAGCCCUGCUUUGCGUAGGACUCAUGAACGCUCACAGCAUGGGCAUUGGAGGGGGCCUCUUCUUUACCAUCUACAGCAGCACAGGAAAAGUGGAAAUCAUUAAUGCAAGAGAGGUGGCUCCAAAAAGAGCAACAGAGGACAUGUUUGGGAACAACACACAGCUCUCUCUGAAAGGAGGACUGUCCAUUGCUGUUCCAGGAGAAAUCCGUGGCUAUGAGCUGGCUCACAAACGUCAUGGCAAACUGGCAUGGAAAGACCUGUUUCUGCCCAGUAUCAAGCUGGCAAAAGAAGGAUUCCCUGUUGGGAAAGGCCUUGCUGCAGCCAUCAAAUCAAAAGAGGAGGCAAUCGAAAGCAAUCCCUUGCUGUGCGAAGUGUUCUGCAAAGGAGGGAAAAUUCUGCAAGAGGGUGAAACCAUCAAGAUGCCCAAACUAGCCAAGACCUACGAGACUAUAGCCAGAGAAGGAGCAGAUGCCUUUUACACAGGAAGCCUGGCAAAGCAGAUCAUCGCUGACAUCCACAGUGUAGGGGGAAUUGUCACAUUGGAAGACCUGCGGGACUACAAUGCGACAGUGAUCGAAGACCCCAUACAGAUCAAACUUGGGGAGUUCACCCUCUACACACCCAGUGCCCCCCUAAGUGGCCCAGUUCUGGCCCUCAUUUUCAACAUAUUGAAAGGAUAUAACUUCUCUGCUGCCAGCAUCAAAACCAUGGAGGAGAAAGGUCUGACCUACCACCGCAUAGUGGAGGCCUUUCGCUUUGCCUAUGCCAAGAGGACUUUGCUGGGAGACCCAAAAUUUGUCAACAUUACAGAGGCAAUCAGAAACAUGACAUCCGAGUUCUUUGCGGAUGGUCUCCGGAGGAAAAUCACAGACAACACCUCCCAUCCAGUUGACUACUAUGAGCCCGUGUAUUACACUGGAGACAAUGCCGGUACAUCCCACAUCUCCAUUGUGGCUGAUGAUGGCAGUGCUGUGUCCGCCACCAGCACCAUCAACCAAUACUUUGGCUCUGAUGUACGAUCCAACGUGAGUGGAAUCAUAUUUAAUGAUGAAAUGGAUGACUUCAGCUCACCUUACAUAAUCAAUGGAUUUGGGAUCCCUCCCUCUCCAGCAAAUUUCAUCGCUCCAGGUAAACAGCCAAUGUCCUCUAUGUGCCCCUCCAUUUUGGUGGAUAAAAUGAAAAAGGUGAGGAUGGUGGUUGGUGCUUCUGGAGGAACAAAAAUAACUACAGCAACAGCACUGACGAUCAUGAAUUCCAUCUGGUUUGGUUACGAUGUGAAGAAAGCAGUGGAAGAGCCCAGAAUUCACGAUCAGCUGUUUCCCAAUAUCACAGAGCUCGAGCAGCAAAUAGAGGAGGGCAUAGAGGAGCAGCUGAAGAAGAGGAAGCAUGACACGGCGCGGGUGAGCGGUGGCGCGGUGGUGCAGGCCAUCCUCCGAACGGAGCGCGGAUGGGCUGCAGCCUCCGACUCACGGAAAGGGGGCUUCCCUGCAGGCUACUGACCUGGCUCAGCUCCUUUUUUCAGUGGUCUAGUGACACCAAGGUGUGUUUGGGGGGAAGAUCCUUUAGAUCUGCAACUCAGGGACUUCUCACAGGAAAAGAGAACACAUUUGCCUGUGGUUCUGUUGAUGGAACUGGGACAGUUCUCUACAGCCAUGACCGAAGUGCCUCAUGCCACAGCCGUCUACUAAGACAGGCAUGUCCACCAGGACGUGCAGUACUUACUUGAAGAGUCUGUUCUGCCUUGAAGAGUUUGUUCCCUGCCUCCUCUCCAUCCCAUGAAGACAGAUUGGGUGCCCAGUUUCUGCAGAAGGUCCAGCUCACUCAAGCUGCAGGAAGUGUUUCCCCUGCACAGUGUCAGCUACCAGGAAUGUCCCUGUCACUGCUAGAGAAGUUUUUGUUUCCUGUUGAGUAGGUGGGAGUUACAGGACUCUGGGACUGGGUUUUCUAAGUUACAAACUAAUAGAUCUGUGCCAUAGCAGGAAGCCCAGCUCUAGACUGGGAUACGCCCAACUCACCACUCUGUUAACAAAAGCUGUUUCUGCAUUUCACCCAGUUGUUUAUUGGAGAUGCGUGGGGAAAUGGGGAAAUGGCUUCAAACUUUUUUAUAUUUCUGUUGAGAAGGUCUAAAGGGAAGAUGCUACCUGUAAAACUCUGAGCACAACUAAAAUAAAUAAGUACGGAGUCACACA